Messenger RNA from Botrytis fragariae, 1548 nucleotides. RefSeq lists its product as uncharacterized. Lineage: Eukaryota; Fungi; Ascomycota; Leotiomycetes; Helotiales; Sclerotiniaceae. The transcript has a single exon. The record is from RefSeq and is a predicted model, not a curated record. Bases 1 to 1548 code for a protein of 515 amino acids.
AUGCCGAAUACAAGAGCAGCGUUGAAGUCUGCGCAGAAUAUAAAGCAGAAGCAGAAGCAGAAGUUAAAGACGGAGCAGAAGAAAAAGAUGAUCCCAGCUAGAAGAACUACACAACCUAAACACAGCCCGGAGAACACAAAAUCAACUUCGAUUCUAAAAGCAAUGAAAACCUGGAACUCGAAAAUACAUGCAGAUAGAAGUCCGGAGAUUGCCAAUUUGAAGACCGAUGCGAAGUCCACAUCGAAUGCCACUUCAACUCCAAAGCAGAAGCUAGACACAAGCUCAGCUAGACAAACUACACAACCCAAUUCCAGCUCGGAGACCACGAAAUCGAGUUCAACUUCAACUCCAACUCCAAAACAAGAGAUAAUCUGGCACACAAAGAUAAACAGAAAGAGAAGCUCUAAACCCACGAGUUCGAGAAAAGAUACGAAGUCCAUGCCGGAUACAACCUCAAAGCAACAGACGAAGUUAAACAUAACCCCAGCUAGAAGAACUACACAACCCAGCCUGGAGAACCCAAAAUCAACUCCAACUUCAACUCCAAAACAAGAGAUAAUCUGGCACACAAAGAUAAACAGAAAGAGAAGCUCCAAACCCACAAAUUCGAAGAAAGAUGCAGAGUCUGCGACGAAUCCAACUCCAAUUCUAAAGCAGGGGCUAAGCGCAAGCUCGGCUAGAAGAAAUUCACAACCCAAAUCUAGCCCGGAGAUCACAGGAUCAACUCCAAAAGCAAAAUUCACCCGGAACUCAGAGUUCAGUGGAGAGAGAAGCCCCGAGAUUGCGUAUUCGAAGAAAGAUGCAGGGAUUUUGACUUCGAAUACUGCUGCGAGAAUGAUUAUCGAGAUUUCAGAUUCGGAUUCGGAUGCUGAUGAUGGUGUUGAUGGAGAUGAAGUUGGACAUGUGGAUAUUGAUGAGGAUGAGGAUGAGGAUGUGGAUGUGGAUGUUGAAGUUGGAGAUGAGGAUGUGGAUUUUGGUAUUGAUAGUGAUGGAGAUGUGGAUAUCGAUGGAGAUUUUGACGAAGAUAUAGAUGUGGAUACGAACACAACUCCACAAUCUAUUCCAAUGUAUAGUUCAACGCUAGAUGCAACUCCAGAUAUGUUUUUGAUACCCGGUAUCAAUUCUGCCCCGGCUUCUCCAUAUCUAGGAGACCCGAUGCCAUGGGUAUCAGAAGCCGAACCAGAACCAGCAGCGGGAUUAGAUUCGGGAUUGGGGAAUUCGACGCUAGAUGCAACUUCAAAUAUCAUGGGGUUGAUACCCGAUUUCAACGCUGUUCUGACUUCUCCAUAUCGGGGAGAUCUGAUGCUAUCGGUUUCAGAAGCAGAACUGGAACCAGCCCCGGGAUUGGGAAAUCAAGUCACUGGAGAUGGAGUUCUUUCAUCCGAUGAUAUGCACAUAGAUAUGGAUUCACACGUGGAUUCGCACCUGGAUUCGCACAUGGAUUUAGAUAUAGACAUGGAUAUAAACAUGAACGUAGAUUUAUACACAGAAGCCAACAAAAGCCCCUCUCCACGUCCUGGAAAGGAAUUUACAUGGAUCCACCUCUGA